This is a messenger RNA of Phytophthora nicotianae INRA-310, 549 nucleotides long. RefSeq lists its product as hypothetical. The transcript is spliced from 2 exons. NCBI's taxonomy places the organism in Eukaryota, Oomycota, Peronosporomycetes, Peronosporales, Peronosporaceae. The record is from RefSeq and is a predicted model, not a curated record. The coding region runs from base 1 to 549 and encodes 182 amino acids.
AUGAAACAAUUUUUACAGGUUCAGUUCGACGAGUCUGAGCGUGAGAUGAUCCGAGAGAAGCAGUUCUCGAUUAAUCUCCACGAACAGCUCUCAGCGGUGUUUGCGCUGUUCUACAACAAGUCCGCUGUGUCAUGGUGUAACUCGCUUUCGAGCCGUGAACCGCUGGCUCAGGAGCAGAACCGUGUGUUAGGAGCGCUGGAAGCUCGUCUUGGGCUGCGUGUGUCCGCUGAGCAUUUGCCGGGUGAAUCUAACUAUCUGGCUGACUUAUGCUCACAAGGGCGGUCGGGUAAGCAUGCUACAACAUGGCAGCAACUAACGAACUUGUGGUCGCAGGUACCGGUCUCACCCGCCGCCCGCAAGAUUUACUCCAGCACCUUGUCGUCUUACAGCAGAGCUCCCUGUCCGAAUCAUCACUACGCCAGUACGCAAUCACGUGAAAACAGUGGACCAUUGAACAUGGCUGAUCUUGGAUCGAACGGAGCUCGCCGAGGCACGCCCUGUUGGUUGACUGCCGGUCCAGUAAUGAACGCUGAAGAGGGCCAGCAGUAG